GUGGUCGAUGGCUUUUGAUUAGACGGGCUAAUAUUUCACCUUCUGUUUCCGAGGUGCUGGUGCUCAACAGUGGACGCUCCGACCACAAACUGCCCCAAUCAUUUGCCACACAAACGCGAACGCACUCUAAUCAACUACUUAGGCCCACUCUAAACGGAAUCCGAAACUGAGAUCGGCAGGGCCUCCAAAUCAUUGCAUGCCACAAGAGUGUCAGACGGCCACGGCAGAAGGCCCAAGCCAAGGUGACUUUCCCUCGCGUUUUCCCACGGACAAGUACGAACGGGUGGAGAGUCAAAACAUAUCCACAGGACAGGCAAAACGACACCACGCAACACCCUGCUGGCCAUGUUUCCGGCGCUUGCUUCCUCGACAGCACCUGGGGCGUCGGCUCAGGGACAGCAACAUCCUCAGCUGCAGCAACAGCAACAGCUGCUGCAGCAGCCACAACUUCCUUUCAACAAUGCCGGAUUCGCAGCCCGUCCGAUACAAUCCCCAUCCCAGCACCAACCCUACCAACAACUCCCUCACCGCAUGUCCGGGGAUGUUACCGCGCAAGCACCACUCCUACCGCACAUCUCUUCGGACCAGCUGAGAGACCUGAUUACGAAAGCACGGGUGCUCAAAGAGAAAGGUGCAACGGAGAACAAUGACCCGGAGUUCGGCAGGAUUAUGGCCAUACUGCGUCAAUAUCAGAACAGCGCUACAGCACAGGCGUCAGCUCAUGCUGCGACGCAUCCACCACAACAACCCUACCAGCAGCCUUCCCUUCCACCGCCAACAACGGCUGAUAAUACCCGCGACGUUACUGGAGCCGCACCGAUGGAUGCUGAUGGGGAUGGAUCACAAACAGCUGUUUCUGGGCAAGCGGCAGGACCUUUCACGCAAGAGCAGCUCACAGCGCUGCGUUGUCAAAUCUAUGUUUUCAAGCUUAUCUCCAGUAACAAACCUGUUCCGGAGCACCUACGUCGGUUGGUGUUCAAUCCAGAUGGGUUACGGCCACCCGAGCCAAAACCAGAGCUUCACCCGAUACCCCAGACCAUCAUCGAGGCCUCUCAUAAACUUGGACAGGCUUUAGCUCAACAACCUACUUCACAACCACCCGCGGUUACCAAAGCGGUCGCUACACGCUUCGAAUUGGGUCCAUUUUCCACACCGCAGUCGGUGCUUCCUAAAAAGAUCACGAUGGCGGAUCUGCAGCAACGGCUGGUGAUACCUAGCGGAACUCCUAGCGGUAUCGAUCCUCAUGCUCUGAUACAGGAGCGAGAGAAGAAGAUCAAGGCGCGUAUACAAUACCGCAUACACGAACUGGAAUCGUUGCCGAGCAACCUGGCUAGCGAUACAGGUGCCAAGAUCCAGGCGCUCAUUGAGUUGAAGGCCCUGAAGCUUCUGGAUAAGCAGAAGAAGUUGCGUUCGGAGAUCUUGCAGUCUCUUGGGAAGGCUACAACGCUGGCGACUGCUGUUGAUCGGGGUGCAUAUCGCAGAGUCAAGAAGCAAUCACUCCGAGAAGCGAAGCAAACCGAAAAGUUGGAAAAGAAUCAACGAUUGGAACGGGAGAAGAGGGACAAGCAGAAGCAUCAGGACUACCUGCUUUCGAUUCUUCAGCAUGGCAGAGACUUGGUCGGUUUUCAUAAGCAGCAGCAGACAAAGGGCAUCCGCUUGGGACAAGCCGUCUCCAGAUUCCAUGCCAAUGCGCAAAAGGAAGAGGAGAAGCGGCAGCAGCGACUGUCACAAGAGCGUUUGAACGCUCUGAAGGCCAACGACGAAGCGACGUACUUGAAGCUCGUGGACAAAGUGAAAAACAACCGUAUUAUGCAUCUGCUGAACCAAACCGAGUCGUACUUGACCAGUUUAACAAAAGCGAUGCACGAUCAGAAAGCUUCCGUUCACGAUUACGAGGUGACGCACCACAAUACUCAAGGCGAGGAUGCCGGUGAUAACGAUUAUUACAACACAGCGCACAGGAUCCAAGAGACGGUCACGGAGCAACCGGAACUUUUGGUUGGUGGAAAGCUGAAGGACUACCAGCUCAAAGGGCUGCAAUGGAUGGUGUCGUUGUACAAUAACCGACUCAAUGGCAUCUUAGCCGAUGAGAUGGGUUUGGGCAAAACCAUCCAAACAUUGUCGCUGAUCACCUAUCUCAUGGAGAAAAAGAAGCAGCUGGGACCGUAUCUGGUCAUCGUCCCCUUGUCGACAAUCACCAAUUGGGAACUUGAAUUCGAACGAUGGGCGCCGAAGGUGAACAAGAUCGUUUUCAAAGGGACAGCGCCUGAGCGUGCGAAAGUUCGGAAUGACAUCAAGUCGGGCAAUUUCAACGUGGUUGUAACCACGUACGAAUAUGUCAUUCGGGAGAAAGCCGUGCUCAGCAAGAUCAAAUGGGUGUACAUGAUCAUUGACGAGGGACACCGAAUGAAGAACACGCAGUCGAAGCUAUCGAUGACGUUAGCGCGACACUACAUUACGCGUUAUCGAUUGAUUCUCACAGGAACACCGUUGCAGAAUGAUCUUCCCGAGUUGUGGGCUUUGCUGAACUUCAUUUUGCCCAAGAUUUUCAGUUCCGUCGACACCUUUGACGAUUGGUUCAACCAUCCUUUUGCCAAAGAAGGAGGGAAAGAAAACGACAUACGGCUGAAUGAAGAAGAGUCUUUGCUUAUCAUUCGUGGACUGCACAAGGUCCUUCGGCCGUUCUUGUUGCGACGUCUGAAGAAGGAUGUAGAGUCAGAACUGCCCGACAAGGUCGAGACAGUCGUCAAAUGCCCGAUGUCCGCGUUGCAGCACCGCUUAUAUGAGCAGAUUCGGAAUAAGCGGUCCAGUUUCGGCGGCGAUGGGGAGAAGAGGAAAAAGGCUCUCAACAACUUGGUCAUGCAAUUCCGAAAGGUUUGCAAUCACCCGUACGUCUUCGAAGAGGUGGAACACACCAUGAACCCAUAUGGCAUGACGGACAACAAUCUUUGGCGUGUUGCCGGAAAAUUCGAACUUCUGGAUCGUAUUCUGCCAAAGUACAAGGUUACGGGGCAUCGUGUCCUCAUGUUCUUCCAGAUGACUCAGGUCAUGGACAUUAUGGAGGAUUACCUUCGUUUCCGCGCACAUGCAUACCUCCGGUUGGAUGGACAUACCAAGGCUGAAGACCGAACGACCAUGUUGAAAGCCUUCAACAGCAAGGAGGAUCCGGAACCUCCCUUCAUUUUCUUACUCAGUACUCGUGCUGGCGGUCUGGGUCUGAAUUUGCAGACUGCUGACACUGUUAUCAUCUUUGAUUCCGAUUGGAAUCCUCACCAAGAUUUGCAAGCACAAGACCGAGCGCAUCGUAUCGGUCAAACCAAAGAAGUCAGAAUUCUUCGGUUGAUCACGGCGAGGUCCGUGGAAGAGACGAUCCUAGCACGAGCGCAGUACAAACUGGAUAUGGACGGCAAAGUCAUCCAAGCCGGCAAAUUCGACAACAAGACCACCGAUCGCGAACGUGACGAGCUUCUGCGAUCACUUUUUGGAGGAGAUGAGGACGAGGAAGACAAAGAUGAGGGUGAAGGACAGCUCGAGGAUACCGAUCUUAACGAGAUCAUUGCACGUGACGAGAGCGAGCUUGAGCUGUUUAACAAGAUGGACGCCGACCGCGUUCAAAAAGAGAAAGAGAUUUGGCGGGCGGCCGGACAACGGGGCGAUCCUCCACCUCGUUUGAUUCCGGAUUCUGAGCUUCCGGAUGCAUUCAAGAUUGUCGAUGAAGUGAUCACAGGGGACCAGGCGUUGGAAGUUUUUGGACGUGGAGCACGUGCACGAAAGGACAUUAGAUAUGACGAUGGGUUGAAUGACGAUCAGUACGUUGCUGCCCUCGAGGAUGGCGACGUUGAAGGCUAUAUCGAAAAGAGAAGGGCUGCGAAAGCUAAACGGGAGGAGCGGAAGAGGUUGAGGGAAAGCCGGACCGAAGAUGGGUCAGAUGACGACGGGAGCGAUGAGGAUGACGAGGAUGGAACUGCAGGGAAGUCGUUGCCGGAGCCGCAGGCUGAGAAGACCCCCACCAAACGACGGUCAAGACCCACGAAGAAGGCUGAAGAUGAGCCGCUCGACGACGUGCCUGAUAUCAGCACGGGACGCAAAGCUCGAAGGGGGAAAGUGAAGGACGAAAAUGAGGACACGCCCGUUGUCAAGCGCGGUCGAAAGAAGAAGUUUGCAGGGGUCGAUGAGAAUGAGGUCGACCCUCUGCCGCCGGCCAGGCGUCGUGCUUUGAGGCGGAUCUUUGGGGAGUGUUACAAGGCAGUUGAGAACUCCGAGGUCGAAUAUGACAACGGUAUGACUCGCCUUCGAUGUGACCUCUUCCGCGAGCUGCCGGCUCGGGCGCACUACCCCGACUACUAUCAACUGAUCAAAUCGCCCAUUGCCAUGGACAUGAUCUCGCAUCGUAUGAACCACGCGUAUUACAAGACGCUCGACCAGUUCGUCGCCGACUUCCAUCUGAUGUUCGCCAACGCAAUGCUUUACAACGUGGAGGGGUCUGAAGUCUACGAAGACGCCGUGCAAAUGAAAUUCGCCCUCGACACCCGUGUGCAGGAACUGGCACCAGGUGGCCAAAUCAUCAUCACGGAACAGGACCAAGAACCGCCGAGCAACAAACGCAAGCACUCGAUGAUGUCCGCCGCAAGUGACAAUGACGACGACGCAGGUCCGUCAAACAGCGGUCGUGGCUCCAAAUCUUCACGCAACAAACGUUCGAGCGUGACCAAUGCGUCGGACGCCGAAGGCGACGACAGCAUUCGCCGGCCCAAGAAGAAGAAGCGCGAUUUGGGCGUGCCGGGCAUAUCGAACAAGUACGGAUCGCUGCCGAAAAUUCGGAUGCGAUUGCCUGCCCCGCCUCCUCAGGUAGAUCCUAGUAUCGAAGAUGGGGAAAUCCCUGAAUGAGUCGAGGUGGUGCAGGGAUCAUCACGGGCUUGGGCUGAUGGACGGGAUGUGAGGGCGUAGAUGGUUUUGUGAGGGUGGUUUCUUGAUGUGUAUAUAUGGCCUUUAUAUCUGGUGUUGAAAAGAACGUCUUGCGAACGUAAUAACCAUGCAUAUGGGAGUUUCUAUGGGGUGAUGUCUUUCGUGUAGUGUGCGGU
Molecule: messenger RNA, 5081 nt
Organism: Fimicolochytrium jonesii
Lineage: Eukaryota; Fungi; Chytridiomycota; Chytridiomycetes; Spizellomycetales; Powellomycetaceae
Product: SNF2 family N-terminal domain-containing protein
Exons: 6
Coding region: 346-4887 (1513 amino acids)
Biological process (GO): positive regulation of transcription by RNA polymerase II
Cellular component (GO): nucleus
Molecular function (GO): DNA binding; histone binding; ATP binding
Source: RefSeq, a predicted model, not a curated record